Molecule: messenger RNA, 3079 nt
Organism: Chlamydomonas reinhardtii
Lineage: Eukaryota; Viridiplantae; Chlorophyta; Chlorophyceae; Chlamydomonadales; Chlamydomonadaceae
Exons: 2
Coding region: 351-932 (193 amino acids)
Source: RefSeq, a predicted model, not a curated record
GAUGAAGACAGAACCUGUUACAAUCCGUGUGUCGACACGUUGUCGGAGUGACAAUUAGCGACAGUGCGCACCUUCCGCACCACCGGGGGGUGUAUUAGGCCGUGUAGGCCCUAUUGGCCGUCACUGCUUCCGGCACUCCCAACGCGGAGCUCUGGAGCAAGGACGGGCCCGCCGAGCACCUCGUCGCCAGCGGGUAUCAGCAUGGCUCGCUCGGUGGCCAUCCACUCGUCGCGCCGUGCUCCGCGAGCGCUCGGUCGACUCUUACAUUGCGGUCUCGUGCAGCCCAAACCCAUCAGCCCUGCCGUCCGCCUUGCCGGCACCUGCACCCGCACGCGCACCCGCACGUGCUGAUGUCGCUGCUGCGCGCGCUCGACGCCAUGCUUCGGAGCGAGGUCGGCCGCAUCGAGCGAGCGCAGCUAGCGGCGGCCGGCGCGGGUGCGGGCGAGGGCAGCCUGGCCGUGCUGCUGCUGCUGCUGCCGCUGGAGCCGCCCGCGCCCAACCCGGCGGCGUUGCGGAAAGCCGUGUCCCGCAUCAGACACCUGGCCGGGCUGGGGUACCGCUGCACCCAGCGUAUGCAAGAGCAGCAACAGCACCAGCAGCAAAGGCAUGGCGGAUUGGGCUUGGGCUUGGGCUGCUUGGGCUGGGAUAAAGGCUGCGGCAGGGGAAGCAGGUGGCGGCGGCGGCGCGGUGUCUGUCAGCGGCACAGCGCUGGAUGCGGCGCGGCGGGCGGCUUCGGCUUCGGCUUCGGCUUCAGCUUCGGCUUCGGCUUCGGCUUCGGCUUCGGCUUCGGCUUCGGCUUCGGCUUCGGCUUCGGCUUCGGCUUCGGCUUCGGCUUCGGCUUCGGCUUCGGCUUCGGCUGCUCCGCUGCUGCCGUGCCCUGUUACAGCCAUCGGCAAGGCGGCGGUGCUGGGGACACCUCUCACGACCGGUGAGCCGGCUGCGCUCACACUUCCUUACGUGCCUCGUCUCACAGCAGCUGAGGCAACAGCAGGGGAUGACGGUGGCGAGGAAGAGCUUUGCGUCGCCGCUUGGAGCAACUGGAAACAGGAAUGUGGCACCUGCUGCAGAGGCAGCAAGCGGCGAGGAGCGCGGCGGGUGCGGCGCAGGCAGCGGAUGUGGCGGGAGCGGUGGAGACGGUGGAGCCGGCGGCCGGGCUGUAGCAGGGCAGGGAGUGGGUGACCCUACCCUCACAACAGCAGCAGCUGCAGCUGCAGCUGCAGCUGCCGCAGCACGGCGCGGCGGCAGCGGCGGCUGCAAGACACGGCGCAGAGGUUGGGGAUGCAUAUGGGGGGAUCCGCACGCCGUAGAGCUAGCUAGGAUAGACUCGGGUGCGUGAGUGCUCAUCCGCCUGCUAGCAUUCAACCUGCGUGGCGAUUGGAUACUAGUGGCGGCGCUGCAGCAGCGCAGCAGUGGCGCCGGCGGUGCUGGUGGGAGCGGCGGUGCAGGGGGAGGGACAGGAGGAGCUGCUGGGCAGCAGCUGAAGGCGGAGGGCCGUGUGGGCGGUGGAGAUGGCGGUGGCGGGGAGCUACAGGCGGCGGCGCGGCGGCGGCACGGCCAUAAGCGGUAGGCGGCGCGGGGCCCAACGCGUACGUACGUGUGCGUGUGCGCAUACACAGGGGCACACGGCGGCAUCGUGGGGGCACCAUGUGGGACAUACAUAUGUGCACGCAACAUGGUGGCUCGCUCGGGCUCUGAUACAGUACCGUAUGUGCUGCGUGCGCUUUGCUGCAGCCUCCAACGGAUCGUCCUGCAUUGCCCUGCGCAAGCCACGCCUGCGUUCGUUGAAUCCCUUCGGGGCACACGCCACAGUUUACAAGCAUGCCGCUGGGGCAGGCAUGGUGCCACGCACCGCAGGCUGCUACAGCCACCGGCCCCGGGCCUGGACCGGCAGUAGCAGCCGCAGCAGCAGCGCACGCCAGCAGCCCGCCAUUACACGCAGCACCACACACCGCACACGCUGCACGCGCCGCACUCGCAGCACCAGUCUUCCUACAUUUUCCCGCAUCAAGCUACGCUGGCGCAGGAUGAGCCCUCUAAGGUUCUGUUGGCAGUAACAGCAGUCCUGGCGGCGGCUGCAGCAGCACCAGCACCUUCCCUGCGCUGCUGCCAUUGUCUCAUCAGCACCAUCGUGUGAGCGGCGCGGGCACGGCGGGAAAGGGCGCGCAUGCGGCAACACCAGCAGGCUCCCCUACGGGCGGCGCGGCAGCGGCAGUAGCAGCUUUUAUCGGCACGGCUGUAGCAGCGCACUGGGCGCGCAGCAGCCAGUGGUUGGUGGUGGUGGCGGAGGUGGUGGUGGUGGUGGAAGUGGAAGUGGCGGCACAGCGCGACGGGCCAUCGCAGCCACACACUGACACCGCCGUGAAAGCUUCUACGUUAAGUGACUUCUGGAGUUUUGUUGAUGCCUUGCAUUGAUUGUGGUGGGUUGCAGUUUGGGAGCGGAUCUGCGGAUGGAUGACGCGGUUGGUUGGCGCGGGAGAGGGUGAAUGGAAGGUGGGCGGGCUGCGUGCGAGGCGGCUGCGAGGCGUGUGCGCUUUCGACGCUGACAGGGAGGGGGCACUUCUGGACGCCGAUGACAAUCCGUAUCGAAGAAGAGCGUAGACAGCCAGGGUUCAGCCUCAAAUUGAGGCGGCUGACUAUCCAAUGUCCCAACUGUGAAUACCUUGUCGUGGAAGCGGUCGCAAAUUGUGGAGGUCAGGAAGGGUUCGCGCCAAGCGUGAGAAGGUGCGUCCCGCCCACUGGAGUACCAUACACACACUUGCAAUAACCGGUACCAGGGAGGCAGGGACAAACAUCUUGGAAGACUUGGCGAUGCCGCUUCCAGAUACGAUGAGGUUGGUUGAGGUCGCUCCUGUUGGGAGUACCAUGAAAGAGCACAUCUCUAGAUGCGUUCUAUGUGAAGCGCAUGCAUGAAGUGCUACAACAGCCACGACGCAUCCGUGGCGCAAGGUAGCGGCUGGGAGCGCCGCAGCGGGGGCAAGGGUGGGCGGUGCGGGUUUGGGAUGAGGAGUUCGGGGUUCGGCGAGGGGAGGGACAGCGUCAGUAGAUGGGAACUCGGGGGUGUGGGCGGAAUCGGUCGGGA